CGCCGGUGAAGAGCAAACAGGAUCUUCGCCCUCGGUGAGGCACAGUGCGGAGGAUUAGUCAUACCCAAGGGGCAUCUUCGGCUGCGUGUUCCCGUGACUAUGAGAUUACGGACUUAUGCAUCGGCGGCGCUGGCGGUGGCGCUCGUGUGGGCGUGCGCGAGGAGCGUCCGGGCGGCGGCCGAGGCGGAGGCCGACCCAGACCCAGGGAGGAGCAGGAGGCAGCUGUUCUCAGUCAGCGACGGCCGCAUUGUCAUAGGCAGCCCCAACACGGACAUCGAAAGGGACGAUUCCGCCCGCAGUUGCACCACGCCUGUGGGGGAGGCCGGCCUCUGCAAGGACCUCAGCGACUGCCCGAACCUCAUCCUCGACCUCACGAACUUAAGGAAGUCCGUCUGCUUCAAGAGCCUCUUCGUCCCUGGUGUCUGCUGUCCUAUUAAGGACCUGGACCUGAACAGCGUGCACAGCCCCUCGUCGUCCGUGACCUCCAGCCCGCGCCCUGUCACAGUCACACAGCGGCCUCGGCCCCCGCCUCCCGUACCUGGAACCUCACCUCGCCCACUUCCCAUACAACCUAUAGCAGAGGUCGCGCAGUCUAACUUUGAAUGCGGGCAGCCGAAGAUCCCGACCUUCCGCGUGGUUGGCGGCGCCGAAUCCCGAAGAGGCCAGUGGCCCUGGAUCGCAGCCGUCUGGUUGCACGGGCCCAAGAAGACGGUGUUCUGGUGCGGAGGAUCUCUCAUCUCGAAGCAGUACGUCCUCACCGCCGCUCACUGCACCAAGGACACGCGGGGAAAGACAUUUGAUGCCCAGCAGUUUAGCGUGCGUCUUGGAGACCACAACAUCUUCAGUGAGAGUGAUGACUUCAUUUCCAACCCACAGACAUACAGGGUCCUGUCCAUCCGGCCUCACCCAGAAUUCAAGUCCCACGGCUUCUACAACGACGUGGCGCUCCUGAAGCUCGACCGCCCCGUCGACUUCACGGAGUACAUCCUGCCCGUGUGCCUCCCGUCGACGGCCAUGGCGCGGCAGCCCUUGGACCACAUGGUGGGCCAGACGCCCACGGUCAUCGGCUGGGGCUCCACAAGCUACGGUGGCCACGAGAGUGCCGUCUUGCGCGAAACCCAGGUCCCAGUCUGGUCGAACAGCGACUGUGACAACGCCUACACGCAGCCCAUCACUGAGGCCUUCGUCUGCGCUGGCUUCACGGAGGGAGGGAGAGAUGCCUGCCAGGGUGACAGCGGUGGCCCUCUGCAGCUCUACAUCGAUGGAAACUGGAUUCAAAUUGGCAUCGUUUCCUUUGCCAUUCGUUGCGCCGAACCGGGGCAUCCGGGCGUCUACACAAGACUUACAGAAUUCUUGCCCUGGAUUCACUCGAACAUGAUAUAAGGGUACUGCUAUGCUGUGCACGGCAGAUCACUGUGAUACCAGUAUGUAGAAAUGAACAGACCUUAUUGUUAACAUUUGCAGCUAGACUUCCAUUGCUAUGUUCUCAUGUAAUCUGGUCUGGAACUACUUCUUUGUAAUAAGUUUUUAAGAUAUGUCUGUUGUAGUGUUUACACAACACCAAACAUGUUAUUUAUUCUUUUUGUUAGUAUAAAAAUUUAUACAGAUAACAAGAAAAUAAGGUUUUUCAAUUGCUCUAGUUUUAAUAUUGUUGAGACUCCUUUUUCUGUAGGCACUUUUAUAAACUAUUGUCUUUAGAAACCUGUUAGGAUUAACGGAUAAUAGUUAGCAUUCGCAAUCAUAUAGUUGACACUGUAUUUUGCAUUUUCAUCAGAAUAAUUCCAUUCAGUUCAUAUUAUAUCACUCAUUGACCAUUGCUGUGUUGCACACGUUAUUAACAAAUUUCUCGCUGCAACGAUAGCCUAGUUACGAUCUCUUUUCCCCUCGCUUGUAAUGCCUGUAAAAGUUAGUUAUAUUAUCUGCUUCUCUUGAAGAUGACAGUGAUCUUACAAAAAUAACAUUCUGCUGGACAGAUCCAUCUUUUUGUAAAUGUAUGUAAAUAUGUUACCUCAUCAAAGAAUAAAUGCCAUAUGACUUAU
Molecule: messenger RNA, 2039 nt
Organism: Penaeus indicus
Lineage: Eukaryota; Metazoa; Arthropoda; Malacostraca; Decapoda; Penaeidae
Product: venom protease-like
Exons: 10
Coding region: 100-1383 (427 amino acids)
Biological process (GO): proteolysis
Molecular function (GO): serine-type endopeptidase activity
Source: RefSeq, a predicted model, not a curated record